AUGGAGGAACACCAUUGCUGCAUUUACUCGAAGAUAUACUCGAAAUUCAGUAUUGGUUUAUUUGUAAUUAGUUUAGCAAUCGUUCUGAUGGUUCGUGUACUGUAUGUUAUAUACCGGUGUGGCAAACCGUUUCCGAAAGGAGCUUCAAAGUCAUUUAGUACUCUUAUUGUUCUUGGUUCUGGGGGACACACUGCAGAGAUGUUGAGUCUCCUCUCUGUUUUGCGGAAGGAUAGAUUUACACCGAGGUUUUACAUUGCUGCAGCUACGGAUAACAUGAGUCUCCAGAAAGCUCGUAGCUUUGAAGAUUCUGUAGCUGAUAAGCCUGCUGUUAAGGAAGGCUCCUUACAGUUCAUGCAAAUUUACCGGAGUCGAGAAGUUGGUCAGUCUUAUGUGACUUCUGUCUGGACUACUAUUGUUGCUAUUGUUCAUGCUCUGUGGCUAAUGAUCCGGAUCAGACCACAAGUGAUUCUUUGCAAUGGUCCUGGGACCUGUAUUCCUUUGUGUGUGAUCGCUUUCUUGUUCAAGGUACUGGGAAUUAGAUGGUCAUCUAUCUUUUAUGUUGAGAGUGUAGCAAGAGUGAAAAAGNUCUCGUUAAGUGGAUUGCUGCUUUANAAGUUACGGAUAGCUGAUCAGUUCUUUGUUCAAUGGCCUCAACUGCAAAAGAAGUAUCCUCGGGCUCACUAUGUCGGGUGCCUGAUCUGUUCUGAAGUUGUUAAUGCCAUUGCACUGAGCUUACAAUUUGAUUUGGGUAUUCUGCUUAACACCAUAGGCUACCUUCAGGCCGAUAAGCUUACUCAGCUUAUUUUUACUGCCCACUUGACCCUUCUGCUUUUGGAUGUGAAACCCCAAAUUGCUAAGAUCAUAGAAAUCACCUUUAACCCAUUCAUUUUGUCAUGGAAAAUGAUGACAGCCAGGAUAGGAACCACGGGCAAUCCCAAAACGCUUAUUGCAUUUGAAAAUAGAGCAGAAAGCUNNAAGAUUAGUCCUGUGCCACCAAUGCUGAACACCUGCCAGUUCGAGUCUAAGAGUUUUCGCAAUCCUCGUUCCAAUUCUGAGUUUCCUGGGUUACGAUUUAGUCGAAGAACCUCUUUAAUCUGCAAUUGCUGCAGCAAGAGAACCGGAGAUUCAGGUUCAGGUGAAAACGAAAACAGAAGUGUUUUAGAUGCUUUCUUUUUGGGAAAAGCAUUAGCUGAGGUUAUCAACGAGCGAAUUGAGUCUACUGUUGGAGAAGUUUUGAGUACUAUUGGAAAGUUUCAAGCUGAGCAACAGAAACAAGUUCAGGAGAUUCAGGAGGAGGUACUCGAACGAGCCAAGAGAGCUAAGGAAAGAGCAGCUCGAGAAGCCAUGGAGGAACAAGGACUUGUUGCUUCCAAACCAGAGACAAUAAACCGAAAAUCGGACGCUGGCGUUGUUACCUCUGUAACUCCUACUUCGACCUUUGAAAGCAAUGCUAUAAGUAAUGAAAAUCUGUCAGGUUUCUCUGGAUCUUCAAUUGGUGGCGAAAGUUCGAGUUCUAGUGAUGAAGACAGUGUCUAA
This is a messenger RNA of Arabis nemorensis, 1536 nucleotides long. The record is from the annotation of a GenBank genome assembly. NCBI's taxonomy places the organism in Eukaryota, Viridiplantae, Streptophyta, Magnoliopsida, Brassicales, Brassicaceae.